Molecule: messenger RNA, 419 nt
Organism: Acaulospora colombiana
Lineage: Eukaryota; Fungi; Glomeromycota; Glomeromycetes; Diversisporales; Acaulosporaceae
Source: the annotation of a GenBank genome assembly
AUAACGGAUUUAUCAAAUCAUUUGAUUAUAACGCAUUUGAAAAUUGUACGCCAGUGGCGAGGGGAGCGUUUGGGACGGUCCACAAGGCAUACCUGAGAAGCAUCGAAAAGAAUGUAGCGCUGAAAAGUUUGCACCAAGACGACACCACCGCCGAAGACUUUAUAAGAGAGUAUGCCGAAGACGGAAACCUACGAUCUUACUUACGCGAUAAUUUCGAUAGGCUCGAUUGGAUCACGAAGUUGCGGAUGGCCAAAGAUAUCGCGAGCGGACUGAAAUGCAUUCACGAUGAGAACAUUAUUCACAGCGAUCUGCAUUCGAAAAAUAUUCUGGUUCACAGGGGCAGGUUGUUGAUCGCAGAUUUGGGCUUGUCCAAACCGUUGGAUAAUUUUCGCAAUUCUACCUCCGUUGCGGGAGGAAUG